CUUCCCCUGGUGGGGCUCGAGUAUUUACAACCAAAUGAUCGGAAGCCUGUCCGACGCCGCUGGCCACCGCGGACAGGCAGCCAGGGAGUCGGGCCGUCGUGGUGCGCAGCUUCGCCCGAAGGAGCACCUGUGCGCCUCUCCUCUCCGCCGGCCACAGUCAUGCAUGUUGAGUAGAUGGCUUCAGGGUCGGCUUUAGUGGUCAGUCUGUCCUAAAAGCAGCCGGAGUGUCGUGGGGGAUGUGGGGGCGUCUUGCUGCUGUCAGACAGGACGUAGGGGAGGGUCUAUCGGAGCAGGAUUACCCGACCAUUUUUGGCAGCGAACGAUUACAUAGACUACACCUCGCCCCCCUCCCUGCCCGCGAGGAUCCAUUUAUGCAGCUCCUGCUGAGCAACCUAUGAAUGCCAAUUAUAAAUAGAACAGAUAACCCUAAGGCGCGGUGUCUGUCUGCAUUUGUCUGAGAGAACAAGAGAGGGAGCAGCACAAAUACCGCACAGCCAGACAUCAUGCAAGGAGAAACCUCCCCUCGCUGCAGAGUGCUGAAAUGUUAGGACUGAAGAAAGAGUGUGUCCGAUCAAAUCAGCAGACUAUUUACAUUAGGGGGUGCGAUAAGAGCUGCUUGACACUAGAUUCACUAGCACCCUGCGUGUGGUUUAGGGCCCCUGUCAGUCACGGCCAAGAAAACCAAGACAAGACGCGUUAACUCAUCUUCAUCAGCACCUUUUUUUCCCCGUCAGAUUCAGCAAUCCAGAAACGAGCCGAGAUGGAGUGGUCCCUAGAGAGCGUGAGGGAGAUGGUGGCCGGAGGGAUGCAGUCUAUAAGGGAGUGUGAGAUCUGUGCUUUUGCCAUAGCCAUGUGUGUGCUGCUGCUGUUUAUGUGGUAUUGUUACAGGGUGGGCCGGGAGCAUGGUUCCAGCCCCUUGCGUGGGAGGUAUCUGGCAGGGCCUGGCCGGAUUGGAGGGGUGGUGGGGGGCUUCAUGAGCUCAGACUGUCGUGGCAGGGGGAAAGGGAAACAUGGAUCAAUGCUAGAGGAGCAGAACGGCUUCGCUUUCUGCCAGUCGUCGGAGUGUUUCCGCUGUACCAGCGCUGGAGAAAGUCUGAACCAGAGGCUCUAUCACAGCCUGCAGGAUUACGCAAAGCGCUACACGUGGUCAGGUAUGGGCAGGGUGCAUAAAGGGGUCCGUGAUCAAGGCCGAUACCUUAACAGCCGACCAACCAUCCAGAGACCGGAGGUCUUCUUUCUCCCCGACCUACCGUCAGCCCCUUUCUUCUCCAGGGAGGUCCAGAGACACGACGUGGAGCUGCUGGAGCAGAGCUUCCCCGCCCUUCUGGCCGAGUUUGAGAGCAUUUACCACCAGCCUCCGGCCCGCAGCGGGUCCUCCCUCCCGCCGGGUUGGAAAGCCAACAGCACUCCUCGUGGGCAGUGGUGGACCUACUACCUGGUCAAUCAAGGCACCCCUCUGGUUCUUAAUGUCAGGAGAUGUCCGCGGGCAUGGAGGGUGCUGGGACAGCUGCGCACCUUCAUCGCCAACAACGUGUUCGGCAAUGCCUGCUUCUCUGUGCUGACGCCUGGAGCUCUGAUCACUGAGCAUUACGGUCCAACAAAUGUCAGGCUGCGCUGCCACCUGGGCCUCAGAGUGCCCUCUUCCUGUGAGCUUGUAGUUGGUGGAGAGCCACAGUGCUGGUCUGAGGGCAGCUGUCUGCUUUUUGACGACUCCUUUCUCCACAGGGCCUUUCAUGAGGGCGGCGCAGAGGAUGGCCCCAGGGUGGUCUUCAUGGUCGACCUCUGGCACCCCAACGUGGCCGCUGCCGAGAGACAAGCCUUGGACUACAUUUUUACUCCAGGCCGUUUAGAGGACAAGGAAGGGAACUCAGCUAUUGAUGCUGCUGCUCCAGCUGCUCUCCCUCUCCCUGGCGUUCCUCUACCUCUCGUGGCUCGUCCUCCACUCCUGCUGCCACUACAGCUUCCCUGUCUCUCUGACUGGGGAGACUGGGUGCAAAAUCGUCAUCAUCAGUAACCGAAGAAAAAAGCCAGUUACAUAAUUAAAUUGCAAGGUAAACCUGUGUGGAAAACAUUAUUCCCCGAUCCACUCAGGUUCGGCAACAUGUCAACAGCUGCCCUACGCUGAGGUUAGAUUUAUUCAAGCUAACGUUAGCUCAAAGUGAGGGUGAGGGUUGAAACUUGGUUGUGAUUGGCCAGUGAGCACAGUCCUGGAACACACGCGGCACGCUCUCAUGCGCACCCUGAAUGACAGGUACACGGAGUGGGCCAGUAAAGAGGCAGACAGGGCAGUUAAAAGAAAAAUUACAGAUUUUUUGAGGUCCACUGGCCCAAUGGCCAGUCCGACUAUGGCACAGGGGAAGGGGAGCAGGGAGGAGAGACCAAAGAGUGCAUUUCCUUAUUUCUUACAAUGGGGUUGGACACCCCAACUUUCUGGUAACAUGCUGCCCCUUGUUUGUUUGGAGUAUGACUUCGACAUUGGCCAAUUCUUACACAUUGCCCCUUUAAUUGUUCAACAGCACUUCAUGGAGAUACACUGUGCACAGUAUAAAAGGUAAUGAAAAUUAAUCUUCAGCAGCUUCCAUCUGUUCAAUUCUGAUGUUUACAAAAGUACAAUCAUUUUACAAGCUGUUUACAACAUUGGACGACACUGACACUCACAUUGAGCUGUUCAUAAUUAGAUUUAAAAUCAAGAGCGAUGUUAAUCCACUUUAGAGUAUGAAAACUGUCAUUUCCAAAGCAUUUGCUUUAAUUCUACAGUAUAUGAUGGGGCAACCAUUUUGUUUACAUUUGGAUUAUGGAUUUGUCCUUUACCACAUUCUUGUGUGGAUUUUGAACAGUAUUUCUGUACAUUUAAUAAAUGGUCAAGUAUCUUAUUUAA
Molecule: messenger RNA, 2878 nt
Organism: Xiphias gladius (swordfish)
Lineage: Eukaryota; Metazoa; Chordata; Actinopteri; Istiophoriformes; Xiphiidae
Gene: asphd2
Product: aspartate beta-hydroxylase domain containing 2
Exons: 8
Coding region: 761-2014 (417 amino acids)
Source: RefSeq, a predicted model, not a curated record